GAAUCGCUAGUAUUCGCGUCGAAGAUCAAAAAUAGGGUGACCACCAAACAGAUCGACAUUGGCGGACAAAAUACCGCUCAGUCGGGAGCGUUUGAGAGGGACACUACUAAACUGGCACUUUCUGGAGUCGGGAUUGAGUUAAACACUGAAUACGAGCCGUUUAACAUCGACGGCCACUUUGACCACGACAUGAAUGUGAGGCGUCUAUUGUCUGAACUACUACUGGAGGACUGCGCGGACACAACUGUCCAGCGAUGCAGUGGUGGCGAACAGAAGCGCCUAACUGUUGGCCUGGAGUUAGUCCAACAAAUCAAGCCUAACCUCCUAUGCAUUGACGAACCGACCAGUGGUUUAGACAGCAAUUCAUCUGAAAUUGUAAUCCAGUGUUUAAAACGCCUGACAGAGAAACACUCGAUGGCAAUCGUGACGUCAAUACAUCAGCCAAACUCACUAAUACUGGCGAUGUUUGACCGGUUGUACGUCCUCUCAAAGGGCGGUCAUUGUGUGUUUGCCGGACCGCCCACUCAGCUCAGGGCACAUCUCAACAGCUGCGGCAUCGAAUGUCCCUCACAUUUUGCCCCAAUUGAACUCAUAUUAAAAAUUGCAUCAAACUUUCCGAAUAAAGCACUGCUG
Messenger RNA from Medioppia subpectinata, 633 nucleotides. The record is from the annotation of a GenBank genome assembly. NCBI's taxonomy places the organism in Eukaryota, Metazoa, Arthropoda, Arachnida, Sarcoptiformes, Oppiidae.